This is a messenger RNA of Hevea brasiliensis (rubber tree), 1432 nucleotides long. RefSeq lists its product as uncharacterized. Gene Ontology annotation, biological process: tricarboxylic acid cycle; fumarate metabolic process; malate metabolic process. The record is from RefSeq and is a predicted model, not a curated record. Lineage: Eukaryota; Viridiplantae; Streptophyta; Magnoliopsida; Malpighiales; Euphorbiaceae. Gene Ontology annotation, molecular function: fumarate hydratase activity. Gene Ontology annotation, cellular component: tricarboxylic acid cycle heteromeric enzyme complex; mitochondrion. The transcript is spliced from 8 exons. Bases 611 to 1105 code for a protein of 164 amino acids.
UUCUCAAAGCCUGUAAUCUCAAAACUUACGCCUUUUCUUUCCCACAGAUAGCCUCAUCUCCGCACCACACACGAAGACAUCAACUUAGCCGAGGAUUGUGUUAAAGCGGUGAUGGGAGACAUACCCAACUCAGUUUAGCUGAGCAUCGCCUCAGCUAAUCAGGUGGGUCCGGUGAUAGGCAAGCUCAGCUCUACAUUAGACCGAGGCUCAUCUGCGUUUUGGUUCCUACCCCACCCAACGAUGCUAGAAAGCCAACGAGGCGGCAAGAAAAGGGGAUCCAAAUCCAAAUCGCAGGCAAUUGAUUCUUCCACUUUGGCCAUCGAUGAAGAUUGGGUCACUAAGUAUGCCCGCCAAGUUUCGAAACUGUUACUGGUUAUGAAGGUGGUUGGCAUUUAUGUCUGGAUUAUCGAUACCUGUUUCAAGAAUUCAACCAUUACUCUUUGCCAGGCGGUUUUUCCUAUUUCUAAUUCCACUUUAAUUUCCUUGGAUUCUCUAUCUUUCGAGACAAUAAUCUGUAUUGUAGACUCUUUGCCUGAUGCUGCCCUCUUUAUGAGUGUGAAUUUCUUGUAUUCAUUGAUAUAAUUGGCAACUUAUUUUUUUCUUAUUUGAUAUGAGCUGGAGAUAUAAGGCUGGUUUGUUCUUGAUAGCUGCUGUUGUUAUUAUAUCGGUCACCUCUGAGGAAGUCAGCCAGCUGUUACAUUUGUUUUCUGGUUUCUUAAUUGAAGCCGCGGAGCUAGGUAUAGAGAGUGCCAAUGACCUUUCACCACAAGUAGAGGGAAGGCCUUUGAUUCGCAGACGCAAAGAUGAUUUUAAUGUGUUGAAACAUGACAAAGCGCUUACAAGGAGGGAAAUUGCCACCUAUGGUUUUUAUAUUGCCCCAAUCUGGUUUGUAACAGAGGUAAUGCACAUUGCAGCUGCAACAGAAAUAAAUUCAAGAUUAAUACCAAAUUUGAGAAAUUUGCACACUAAUUUGCUCACUACACUACUUUCAAAGUCUACUGAAUUCAAAGAUAUUGUCAAAAUUGGUCGCACGCACAUUCAAGAUGCAACACCUUUGAUUCUCGGGCAAGAGUUUAGUGGCUAUACCACACAAUUGAUUGAAUGAUCAGUUAUGGAGGAGAAAGACUGAUAAUGCGAGCUGAUACUGGAGGAGAGAUACUGAUAAUAUGAGCAGAUGUUGGAGGAGCGCAUGCAAUAAAUAAUGCAAAACAUGAUGGCACAAAUGAUGCAGAGUGCGUAGUUCACAGACCUAACUCCAGUGGGACUCAUCAGAAUGAUGGUAGAGAGGCCGAUAGUGAUGAUGAGUAAUGAUAUUGUUGAUGACAAAUAGCUUAUUUUUUUGUUAUUAUGAUAUUUUAUUUUUCCAUAUAGUACACUUUUUUCAUAACCCUUUACUGUUAUAUCUAUAUAUAAUAUUGACUGAUAUUUGAUA